CGUAAUUUGCCCAUUAUAUUUUGCUCUUAACAAAAUAACACACAUCCAGACCAAUGCUUGCCGGCGCUAAUAUGAGCCGGCCUGCCAAAACUAUUAUACAAUAUUAUAAAUAAAAUCAUUUUAAAAUAUAAUCGCAUGCAGAUAACUCCAGUAAUUAUUACAAAAUGAAAUCACAACAAUACAUCAUAUGAAGACCUGACCAGUCAUUAUUUCUUGAGGAAAAUCCCAAACAUCUGAACCAUCGAAAAAAAAAAGAAGGCGAUUUCUCCUAAGUAAUAGUUUUACUUUCUUGAUUACAAUAAUGGUAGUAAUUAGUUCCCAACUUAUGUUUUUCUGUAGCUAAAUAUUUUAUAGCUACUAUUCUACGCAUUCAUGGCUGAUCAUUCGAUCGAGCCGCCAAGGCGGCGGCAAAGGCACACUACUCCGGCGAGGUCUCAGCAUUUCUCCGCCUCGUUUUCAAGCUCGAGCUCCCACAUUUUCUCCCAUAACCGGUCCCCGUGGAGGCGGCGGAACCCUACUCCGGCGACCCCUUUCGCCACCGACGAAGACCGGUCAUGGCAGGGACAGCUGUCGUGGCAGCUGGAGCCGACAGGCUGGCGAGAAAGCCGAAACCUCGGGGCGGCACUUAGCCCAUGGACAUCAAAUAAUUCAUCAGCCACCACUCCUUUCAUUACCAGAGUUGUCAACCGAUCAGCCAAUGAUUACUACCUUUCCCACACUUACGGUAAUACAAACAAUUAUGAGGAUUACGAGAAUUCAAAUUCUUACUAUGGUCAUUUGCCGUCGGGGAGAAUCGAGCUCCAAAGCUACGUUUCGAGGGCUAAUGGUAAUAUUAGCAGGCCUGGCAAAAGUCCUGUUUUGUCUACUAUCAAAGAAGGGAGUGUUAGAAAUGUGGGCCCUUUGUCCGAUCAUGGGGCCCACAAGCAGCAUGAUCAAGAUCCUAGAUGGUUCUCUGUUUCACAUGCUUAUGCAGGCGAGAAUGCUGACGUGGAUCAUCACUAUUAUGAUGACGACGAUGAUGAUUUGGAAUUUGCUAAUAAUAGUCGUCAUUACCAUCAAGAAAGCCACCAUAGAAAGUCAACCGCGGGGUUUGACCAAGAACCGGAGUUUGUGGAAGAGCAUGAUGACGUGGAGGAGGAGGAUGAGGUGGCGCCAAAAUCGGUUGGAAUAUUUAGCUUGUUUAGGUAUUCGACGAAGCUGGAUUUAGUACUUAUAAUGUUCGGAUGUUUGGGAGCUUUUAUCAAUGGAGGGUCACUUCCUUGGUAUUCGUUUCUUUUCGGGAAAUUUGUCAACAAACUUGCUCUAGGACAAGACCAGGACAAAAAUGAGAUGAUGAAGGAAGUGGAUAAGAUAUGUCUACUUAUGACUGGAUUGGCUGUCCUAGUUUCGCUCGGAGCUUACUUAGGUAACAAAAACGCGCUUUUUUUUUUUUUUUGGUUCUCAUUUAUUAUCCUAUCUAUCGAGUUUCUAAUAAUUACCAAAAAAAUAAAUUUGGCUGAUGGACAGAGAUUACUUGUUGGAGGAUGGUGGGUGAAAGAUCGGCUCAUAGGAUAAGAACAGAGUAUUUACGAGGUGUUCUGAGACAGGACAUUGGAUUUUUCGACACGGAAAUAAGUACUAGUGACAUCAUGCAUGGAAUCUCUAGUGAUGUUGCUCAAAUUCAAGAAAUGAUGGCAGAUAAGGUAAAAUCCUAGUUCAUUUUUUUAUUUUAUUUUUCUGUAACAACAAAUUUGACAUAGUUAAUUAUAAUGCAGAUGGCACAUUUUAUUCAUCAUAUAUUUACCUUCAUAUGCGGGUACAUAGUCGGUUUCUUGAAAUCGCCAAAGGUGUCGUUAGCAGUGUUUGCAGUGACCCCAUUAACAAUGUUUUGUGGCAUUGCCUAUAAGGCUAUAUAUGGUGGCCUA
Molecule: messenger RNA, 1904 nt
Organism: Erythranthe guttata (spotted monkey flower)
Lineage: Eukaryota; Viridiplantae; Streptophyta; Magnoliopsida; Lamiales; Phrymaceae
Source: RefSeq, a predicted model, not a curated record